UCCAACCUUGACACACAGAGUCAGCGUUCGCAGUACUAGAGCCAGCGUGCACACACAUGGGUGUGGCUCAGUCACGAUUUCGCAGGACGACGGACAAGCUGAAUCGCAACGUCACGAUGACGCACCCGCAGAUCAAUCGCACGUACUUUACAUAAGCCGGGCAUGAACAAAAGACGAAAUACAAUAGCUGGUGAAGCGACGUUCCUUGCGACAUGUAUAUAUAUUUAUAUUUAUAUUUAGACAUAUAUGAGUGAAGUGAGCGACGAGUAUAUUAACAUUGAGAAGCCCAGGUGAGGACAGCAUACAAACACCGGGGAAUUUACUAAGCUGAACCUGAAGGGAGAGUCGGCGUUGGUCCAGCUAUUGUUGGAACACUUAAUUCAGACUUUGUUAAACACAAAUAAACAUCAUGUGUUUAGUUACGACAACGUGAUACCGGUUUAACGGAUACAUUAUUGCAUAUAUGCGACUGUCAAGGUGUGUGAGCGCGUGUUCGUAACGAGAGCUUCAGAAGUAUUUACCCACCAGGGUCACGGUUGAAAUAGAUGUAUUGACAGGUACAUGUAUACGCCAAGAUUCAGUAACAUAUUUGACCGUUCGCCGGCUUCAGUUAAGCACACAUGUACCAUAUACAGAGGAGAGACCUGAGCAAACACUCCAUCAAAAAUAGCGUGGUUUAAUAUAAGACGCUGCAUUUACCGAGUACAUUCCCACCACUGGCACGACUGCACGGAGUUUUGAAGAAAAAGAGACAGCGGGUGGUCCCAUUUCUUACGGAAAUCUGGUGCUGGUACACGAAACAAUAUUGAUGCCACGGAGAAGGCCAAGUGAACAGAGAACCUCCAUAUCUUUUGAAAUAAUACAGACAUACAGAAUCCGACCGGUCCUCGGAACAGUUGUGUGAGGUUAAAGCAGUUAAGAUACAUGUCGACACCACCUAAUUGAUGCUAAAAUGAUGGAGUAUUAAAUAAGAUAAGCAAUCUUUAAAAAGCUCAAAAUCAAAGGCACAAUACUAAGAAACCCGAGACACAGUGGUGAAACAAAUACUCCUAGUUUGAAAUACGUUACUGGUAACUCUCAGGAAAGGAGUGACAAAAGUCAGGAAACGACAGGGACAACCUUUAAAAAAAUCCCCACCAAAACAGUGACUUUAUCAGCGAGCUCAAAAACUAACUGGCUUUUCAUUUAAUAUCACACCCAGGUGCCAGUUACAUGCAAUAGGGUGUUGUCGCAUAUCUGCCUCUAUAACAAGACAUAAAUAGAAGAAAAAAUAAUCGAUAGAGCGACAACGAGAAGUCACAUUGCUAGCUUCGUCGCAUGAGCAUUUAGGAUUAGUACAAUUGUAUUUAUAUAGAAAUUUUAUAUACAAUGGCGAUAGCACGUAGUAUGGGCAGUGGCAAUAGGAAUGUUUUUGCCUUUUGUGUAUUUAUUGCGUUUCUGGGGAUUGUGACUCCGGUAGAUGUGAAAGAUGGAGAGGAGGAAGGUUUCAUCUUUGUAAAACCCGCCAUCGACAAACCACUGGAUAAAGAUGCCACAGACGCUGAGAUAUACCCAGAGGAGUUAACGGUGACCCUCAACGACAGUGUGACGUUGCAUCUGACGAAAAACACGGUCACUGACGUCAAUGUGCCUGUCUACGUCAUCAAAGAUGGCGCCGUGGAGAGGUUAAGCGUACCCAAAAUGAAGGACUUGUCGUUCUACCAGGAUAAACAAUACAUGGCGUCCCUUUCUGUAUCCAAGGCAGUUACUAAAGACGGACAAAUCAAGAGGAAACUGGAAGGGCAUUUUGUAUUGAACAAACACGAGUACGUGCUCUCACCCGCAAAUGAAGAGGAGGCACGCGAAAAACGAAGUGUGGAUGAUGACGUCAGCGCGUGGCACGUGAUGCGACGGAUCCAAUCCACAGCGUUGUCUUCAUUUAUUGGAGAUACAUCUCGUGAUAAAAUAUCGCAGAAAAUUAAAAGAAAGACUCAAGAUAAAACAACUCGGUUUAAGCGAGCCGUUCAGAGGCUGGGUGUGGAAUUGUUGAUGGUCAUAGACUUCAGCGUUUACAACAGGUUCUAUCAGACAAGUACUGCCACCACAAACGAAGGGAAGCAAACAGACUCCAUCAACAGGAUCAGAUACUAUUUCGCCCAUAUUGCAAACGGGAUUGACGUCCGCUACGAAAACAUUGUCGAUCCAGCUUUUAGCAUUUACGUCAGGCUCGUGGGCUUCUUCGUUGCACAGGACGCGGCGUCUUCUCUUUUCACCGAGCCGUUUAAGGAAGCAGCGUCUCCACGUUAUCUGGUGGACGCUUCCUUGGGGCUGAACAACUUCACAGACUGGGUGGCUGCUAAGGGAGAUGCCCUGCCCCCACACGACCACGCUAUGUUGUUUACAAAUUAUGACUUGUACAAUGGAAUUAACCCAGAUACCGGCGAGAAGAAAACGUCAGUAGCAGGUGUCGCCACUCUCAGUGGCAUCUGUACAAGAGGGCACUGUUCCAUUAAUGAAGAUCAUGGUGGUUUCAAAAGCAUAGGUGUUGCUGCACAUGAACUUGGACACAAUUUGGGUGCCUAUCACGAUGGAGAUGGCAACACAUGCCGAGAAGCGGACCAGUAUAUCAUGGCGGCUGUGGCAGCCAGCACAACAUCAGCCAAUCAUUAUAAUCCUUACAACUUCUCAACAUGCUCCGUAGACUACUUUCGAAAUUUGAUAAAUGAUCUAAAUAGUGAUAGCAACAACUGCAUGGUCAACGAGGCUAGUUAUUUCAACGCCACAGAAUGGGAGGUGUACCAAAGGACCAAUCCUGGUCAAAGACUGACCCCCCAUGACCAGUGUCGUGAAGUGUAUGGGGCACAGUCCUACUAUUGUGGGGGGGCAGCCAGUGAUGCAGAGAUAUGUGUGUCUAUGUACUGUUAUGAUCCAAACCGGGGUUCCUGCUUCUCAAUGGGAAGUACUGGCGCCGCCAGGGGGACUUCAUGUGGCAACCACAAGUGGUGCAUUGAGGGGGUGUGUACUUAUAACAGUAGUGCUCCUGCUGCCCCAGACACCUGUACAUUUGGUGACUAUGUUGGAGCUGUAUACGCUGGGGACAGCAGGACAUGUGCCCAGUUUAAAGCCGAAAAUGCCACCUCCCAAUGUUAUAAUGAUUAUUUUAGAAACAGAUGUUGCGAAUUCUGUGCAAGUAUUUUCAAUUCGGCUGCAACAGGUUGUGAGUAUGGAGACAGGCAAGGCAACUGCCAGAGUUUACUAAGCAAUGGAAUAUGUUACUCGUUCAGCUGGGUCAACUCCACCUGCUGUAAAACAUGCCAGGAGGCAUAUACCGGUAUAUCAGGAUGUGAAUAUGGAGAUAGGGCAUCAGCGUGCUCAACACUGACAGCUGCUCAAUGUUAUCCUAAUGACAUUACCUGCUGUAACCACUGCAGACAAUUUUACACAGGAAACCCAGAAUGUAAGUAUGGAGACAGGGAAUCCUGGUGCGCGAGAAAUGUCUGCGCAUUCGAAGCUAACAGGGCAUCUUGUUGUUGGACUUGUGCUCCAGAACUAGGUAUAACAUUCCCAACAACAACUACUGAAUCCGCAACAACCACUGCAGCAGUUACAACUGUUACAGUAUCAUCCUCGACAGUGACAGGAACAACACAGGCAGCAACUGUGACAACAACAACAACAUCACCAACCGUAUCCACAACAGUCACUCCAACAGUUUCCAUGACAACACCAGAUAGUACCACCCCAUCUUCUGUGACUGGUUUCACGGAUGCAGAGAUAGCAGAAUUGGUUGCCUUGCACAAUUACUACAGGAAGAAUGUAAAUCCUGGCCCCGCAGCCAACAUGAGGUCCAUGGUAUGGGAUCCAGAGUUGGCCAGACUUAUGAGCGCCCCAUGGGCAAACACCUGUGCAAACGCACACGGAAACCCAAACAAAACUGGGACAAUAUUUGAAGGGAAAUCUCUGGGCCAGAAUCUGUAUGCAUACUCUGCCAAGCCCACUGUUCAACAGAUAGUGGAUGCCUGGCACAGUGAAGUGUCUUACUAUACUUAUUCCUCUAGAAGUUGUUCUUAUGUCUGCGGCCAUUACACACAGGUUGUAUGGGACACCAGUUACAGACUUGGCUGUGCUAUUGCCUACUGUCCUUUGAGUGUCUACAAAUACCAAGUGACUUGUGACUAUUAUGAACCAGGAAAUUAUGGCGGCCAGCAUCCAUAUGACUUGGGAACAGCCUGCAGUGGGUGUUUGACUGACAAAUAUAACAAAGAAAUAUGUGCUGAUGGUUUGUGUGUAACACAAUAUGAGUGCAUGCAAAACACAUCUCUUAACUGUGCCUCCUGCAGUAGUAUAUUAGAGUGUCAAAAUUCUGGCAGAUAUGAUUAUGACACGUGCUCUUGUGAAUGUGCAAACCUCUUCUAUGGCCCUACAUGUCAAUACUUGAACUGCAGUGCUUUGGGCAACAAUGGAGAGGAUGUCUAUCCUUCACAAUGUGCUACUUGGGCUGCAAACAACCAGUGUGAUUUUACUGCCACUGGAACUGGAACUUUGGUCAAAUAUGCAUGGUGUCCUAAAGCUUGUGGGGUGACAUGUUCUAGUCCUCCAGUUGAAACAACCAGCACUACCAUUCCAUCUUCAGCAACAACCUCAAGUACAGCUUCGACAAGUAUGAGCACGGCAACAACUACAACUCUUGCACCUACAACUACAACCACUGUUGCCAUGACAACCUCAGAGGGUCCCACCCCAUCUUCUGUGACUGGUUUCACGGAUGCAGAGAUAGCAGAAUUGGUUGCCUUGCACAAUUACUACAGGAAGAAUGUAAAUCCUGGCCCUGCAGCCAACAUGAGGUCCAUGGUAUGGGAUCCAGAGUUGGCCAGACUUAUGAGCGCCCCAUGGGCAAACACCUGUGCAAACGCACACGGAAACCCAAACAAAACUGGGACGAUAUUUGAAGGGAAAUCUCUGGGCCAGAAUCUGUAUGCAUACUCUGCCAAGCCCACUGUUCAACAGAUAGUGGAUGCCUGGCACAGUGAAGUGUCUUACUAUACUUAUUCCUCCAGAAGUUGUUCUUAUGUCUGCGGCCAUUACACACAGGUUGUAUGGGACACCAGCUACAGACUUGGCUGUGCUAUUGCCUACUGUCCUUUGAGUGUCUACAAAUACCAAGUGACUUGUGACUAUUAUGAACCAGGAAAUUAUGGCGGCCAGCAUCCAUAUGACUUGGGAACAGCCUGCAGUGGGUGUUUGACUGACAAAUAUAACAAAGAAAUAUGUGCUGAUGGUUUGUGUGUAACACAAUAUGAGUGCAUGCAAAACACAUCUCUUAACUGUGCCUCCUGCAGUAGUAUAUUAGAGUGUCAAAAUUCCGGCAGAUAUGAUUUUGACACGUGCUCCUGUGAAUGCGGAAACAUCUUCUAUGGCCCUACAUGUCAAUACCUGAACUGCAGUGCUUUGGGCAACAAUGGAGAGGAUGUCUAUCCUUCACAAUGUGCUUCUUGGGCUGCAAACAACCAGUGUGAUGUUACUGCCACUGGAACUGGAACUUUGGUCAAAUAUGCAUGGUGUCCAAAAGCUUGUGGGGUGACAUGUUCUAGUCCUCCAGCAACAACAGUGUCACCAACCACAGCAGCUCCAACCACAGCAGCUAGAACCACAACCACAGCAGCUCCAACUACAACCACAGCAGCUCCAACCACAACCACAGCAGCUCCAAUCACAACCACAGCAGCUCCAACCACGACCACAACNACUGUGGUAGUGGUUGCAGCUCCAACUACAACCACUACCACAGUAGCUCCAAUUACAACCACAACAGCACCAACCACAACCACAGCAGCUCCAACCACUACAACAGAGACAACACCAGCAGCACCAAUCACAACCACAGAGACCACUGCAGCUCCAACCACUACAUCACAAACAACACUGAAAACCACCACUGUGGCACCCUCAACGACCACAAGCUUGACAACCACCACCACAGCCAGGGCGCUAGUCACCACCAGAGUGUAUGUGUUUGCGCGGGUGCGUAUCACGGCCCUUAACAGCCAGCCUGCUAUUUUUAGCCCAGAAUUGGAAACCCCAACCAGCCCAACCUUCAUACAACUGGAGCUGACCGUGUGUCAGGUUAUUGUGAGGAGUUACAGGGGGACCCCCUUCGAAGCCAAAGUGCGUUGUAGAGUAAGGAGGUUUAUAUUAGGGAGUAUCAUAGCAGACGUACAGCUCACCUUUGACAACCAGACUGAGCCAGUGGUGAAUACCACCCAAGUACAGGAAACCCUCACCCAAGGUUUGCAGAACAGCCCUAAUGUUACUGUCGACACGGUUACUGUCACCGAUUUCGAUGAGUGUAACUCUACUGAUACUAAUGACUGUUCACUCUACGCCCAGUGUACCAACCUGGAUGGUGGCUAUACAUGCCAGUGUAACAUCAAUUACAGGGACAACUCAGCAAAUGUUGGGUUCUUCCCUGGACGAGCCUGCGGCCAAGUCUGUCGGACAGACUUGUGCUUAAAUGGAGGAGUGUGCAUGGAAUCGAGCGACGGCCUCGCCAUGUGUAACUGCCCCGUUAAUUUUAGCGGGAGUCGCUGUGAAAAUCAACUGUCCACAGACUGGGAGGAAAUGGUGAUAAUUUUAUCAAUCAUGAUCGGUCUUCUAAUCGUUUUGAUUGUCAUCACUGCAAUUGUCUGCUGUAUUUUAAAGAGACGUUCAACAGAUACAAAGAAACACAAAAGACGUCGUACCUACAGCAGUUCCACAGUGAGUAACUCCGAUGUGGUACGCCAGUAUAUCAGCCAUACGGCAGUCCCAGAUCCAUAUCUGGCCACAGCCCACAAUCCCUACAUGUCUAACGGAAGCUAUGGACGUUCCAUACGCUCUAUAGCAGUACCUGGGUUGCCUGAUGUUUUCCAUCAUGGUGGAAGCAGUAAACGGUCAUCUGCUCGCGAUAAGCAUAAUGCAAGGGAGUUUAAUCGUCAGAGAUCACUGUUCAGGGCCAAGGACACACCAUAUUACGAGUAUGUUGAUUAUGCUGCAUUCGCUGACUGGCCCCCUCAACGGUCCUUCAGACCAAGCAGCCAAGACAGGACAAGUAGAUACGACUCACAGAAAUACCUCAGACCAAUGUAUUAAAACUUGUUAU
This is a messenger RNA of Lingula anatina, 7117 nucleotides long. RefSeq lists its product as uncharacterized. Gene Ontology annotation, cellular component: extracellular region. Gene Ontology annotation, biological process: proteolysis. Gene Ontology annotation, molecular function: metalloendopeptidase activity; calcium ion binding. The record is from RefSeq and is a predicted model, not a curated record. NCBI's taxonomy places the organism in Eukaryota, Metazoa, Brachiopoda, Lingulata, Lingulida, Lingulidae.